ACCUAUACCUCGACUGUCGACUGUUGUUGCUUUUCCGCCAGCCAGCCAGCCCGCCAGCCCGCCCGUCCGUCCAUUUGUCCGUCUCUGCGUGCCCGCGCGCGCGAAAUGACGACCUACGAGCUCGCGGACGCCGAGUUCGCGGUGUUGAAGCGCAAAGUCGUGCUUGUGACGGGGGGCGCGUCGGGGAUAGGAAAGGAGGCCGUGAGGCUGGCGCAUCAUCAUGGCGCCAGAGUCGCUUUUGGCGACGUCAAUGAGGCGGCGGGAAACGCGCUUGCGGCUGAGCUGAAGGACCGCGUCCUCUUCCGCAAAUGCGACGUAACGCAAUGGGACUCGGUGCUCGAGCUCUUCGAAACCACCGUAAACACAUUCGGCAAGAUCCACGCGGUGCUAUCCAACGCAGGCAUCAACAAGGAAGACUUCCUGGCGAAGGAAUUCGACGCCGUGACGGGGAAGCUGCUGCCGCCGGACCUGGGCCUGCUGGACGCUAACCUCGUCGGCAUGGUCUACGUCGUCAAGUGCGCCGUCUACUGCUUUGAGAAGUGGCCGCAGUCGCGCUGCCAGAUUGUGCUCACGGGCUCCGCGGCCAGCUAUUUGGAUACUCCGCCCCUGCAUCUGUAUUGUGCGAGCAAGGCCGGUGUCUUGGGGCUUAUGCGCAGUUUGCGCUCCCAGCUGGUCAAGCGCAACGUCACGGUCAAUGUGGUUGCGCCGUGGAUGACAGUAACGCCCCUGCUCCUGCAGUCCAUGCACGACAUCUGGGGCGAUCUCCCCGCGAACCAGCCCGAGGGCGUGGCGCGCGCGCUGCUGCUCCCCGUCGUGCGCCCCGACCUCAACGGGAAAACGUUUUUCGUCGCCGGGCACCGCAUCGUCGAGCUCGAGGACAAGCUGCACGAGACGCAGCCGCUGUGGAUGGGGCAGCAGCUGAGUGAGGACGUGGACGAGGGGCAGCGAAGGCUGUGUCCGUAGCCCGUGCGGAAAGGAUACAGGAAAGGAAAAAGAAAGGGAAAGGAAAGAUAGUGCCUGUUUGCGAUGCUGGGUGAGCGUGCUAGGUAGGUAGGUAGGUAGGUUCUUAAUGGUUGCGGAGGCGCUUAGGGCCCCAAGGGAGAAGGUGCCCAGGUAGGCGCGUAUAUAUAUAUAUAUAUAUAUAUAUACAUAUCCAGCGACGAGACUAAAGCAUUCCAUCCAUUCAAACACAUACACAACACUCUCAUCCACCCGCAACCUCACUCGCCCCGCAACCACCGCUCCCACGCCUCCCCCAACCCAUGCAACCCCGGCCCCAUCGCCGCAAGCCUAGCAAGCACCCCCCGCCUCCCCGUCUCUUUACCCCC
Molecule: messenger RNA, 1328 nt
Organism: Aplosporella prunicola CBS 121167
Lineage: Eukaryota; Fungi; Ascomycota; Dothideomycetes; Botryosphaeriales; Aplosporellaceae
Exons: 4
Coding region: 106-963 (285 amino acids)
Molecular function (GO): oxidoreductase activity
Source: RefSeq, a predicted model, not a curated record